This is a messenger RNA of Grammomys surdaster, 2231 nucleotides long. RefSeq names its product zinc finger protein 25-like. Lineage: Eukaryota; Metazoa; Chordata; Mammalia; Rodentia; Muridae. Gene Ontology annotation, biological process: regulation of DNA-templated transcription. The record is from RefSeq and is a predicted model, not a curated record. The transcript has 6 exons. Bases 176 to 1540 code for a protein of 454 amino acids.
CGCCACGUCUGCGUCCGCCCGCUUCUCAGCCGUCCCCGGGCAUCUGCAGCGGAGGCCGCGGGACUCCCUAAAACCGCUGUCACCAAGGAGACCUGGAACUGUGGCAUAUGGUUUCCUAGGACGUCACUCUCCCACCUUUAAAGAGUAAAACCCUGCUCUAAAAACACAGCAGAAAAUGACCAAGUUCAAGGGACCUGUGACAUUGAGGGAUGUUACUGUGGAAUUCUCCAAGGCAGAAUGGAAACUACUGACCCCUGAUCAGAAAUCCCUUUACAAAAAUGUAAUGCUGGAGACCUACAGUAACCUGUUCUCUGUGGGUUAUCGUGUGGCUAAGCCAAGUGUGAUCUCCAAGUUGAAGAAAGGAAAAGAGCCAUGGCCAUUGGAAGAAUUUUUACGUCAGAGCCGUGGUGAUAAACGGCGGACCGCUCACGGCCCCAGAGCCAAACAGCAGGAGCAACAGGCUGGAAAUACAAGGAAAGGAGAACUCACAAAGGGUCAGAAAACUCCCGCCCAGCAUGAAAGCUACGACUGUAGUCAAUGUGGAAAGUCCUUCUGCCAGAAGUCUUCCCUCCUGGCGCACCAGGAAACACACACCAAGAAGUCCUAUAAAUGCGAGAAAUGCGGACAAGCUUUCUAUAAAGACGAAGAGCUCACAAUCCAUCAGAAAGUUCAUACCAGAGAUAAAACCUACCCAUGUAAAGAAUGUAACAAAAUUUUCUAUCACCUGUCGUCUCUCACUAGACAUCUGAGAAUCCAUGCUGGGGAGAAACCGUAUGAAUGUAGCCAGUGUGAGAAAUCGUUCUACCAGAAGCCACACCUCACAGAACACCAGAAAACACACACAGGGGAGAAACCUUUUGAGUGUAAGGAAUGUGGGAAGUUCUUCUAUGUGAAGGCAUACCUCCUGGUGCAUCAAAAGACACACACAGGGGAGAAACCUUUUCAGUGUAAGGAAUGUGGGAAUUUCUUUUCUCAAAAAUCACACCUCACAGUCCAUCAGAGAACACACACAGGGGAGAAACCCUAUAAGUGUAAGGAGUGUGGGAAACUCUUCUCUAGGAAUUCACACCUCAAAACCCAUCAGAGAACGCACACCGGGGAGAAACCCUAUAAGUGCAAGGAGUGCGGGAACUGCUUCUACCAGAAGUCAGCCCUCACUGUGCACCAGAGAACUCACACUGGGGAGAAACCUUUUGAAUGCAGUAAGUGUGGGAAGCACUUUUAUUAUAAAUCAGAUCUCACCAAACACGAGAGAAAGCACACAGGGGAGAGACCGUAUGAGUGUGCCGAGUGUGGCAAAUCUUUCUCUGUGAACUCAGUCCUCAGAUUACACGAAAGGACUCACACAGGGGAGAAGCCAUACGAGUGUGAGAUCUGUGGGAAGUCCUUCUCUCAGAAGUCACAUUUUGUCAUCCAUCAGAGAAAGCACACAGGAGAGAAGCCCUAUGAGUGCCAGGAGUGUGGGGAAGGCUUUAUCCAGAAGUCACAUCUCACGUCCCAUCAGAAGACACACUCUAAGAAGGGAAAAGCUAGCAAAUAGUGUUCAGAACCCCUGCAGGAAUUCACCCUUUGGCUGUAAUCCACACAGAAGGAGAACCUUCUAAGUAUGGAGGGAAAAAAAUCAGCCAUGUUUGUUUGUUUUUUUCCCUCAUAGAAUAAUCAGCAAAUGUGCAGAAAGAAAUUCUUCAGCGUUAUUAGGUAGACCUUUACAAUAGGGUCAACUUUCAGAAAUAUCAGGUGGCAGAAACUGUGCAAAUGACAAAAUGUGAAAGAAACUUUUCUUUUAGAAGUCACACUGAUGCCAUAUAGAAAUAACACAGGGCAGAAAUCCAGUAAAUGAAUUUCCAGAAGUUUCUAUCAUAGCAUCUAGCACUACACAUGCAGAGUCCACAGUGAGGAACUCCCCUGGGUAUCAGGCACUCAGAAGGCUCCUCACACAGUUGCACUCAUCUUAAGAAGAUGAAGGGGAUUUCAUGCAUAGAUUGCAACAAAUAAAGCGCCUUAUCGAGAACACGCCCAUCCUGGAAUGUUAACUGCAUGAAUUCUUUAGUUGUAUUUAUAUAGGUAUUUAAAUAUUUGAAAUAUCUUCAACAAAAUUUUAAAAGAGUUUACCCUGAAGGCGCAGCGGUCAAGGUUAUUUCUACUUCCUAAAAAAAAACCCAUACACUAUAAACAGAAACCAACUAAUAUCGUAUAUAUCAAAGGUAUUUAAAGAGCAAAACACAGGGUCU